AUGAGAAUCAAACGAGUCGUAAAGCCAGCAGCACAACCUAUAAUAAUAAAACAAAUAUUCUCAACUCUUUUAACCGAAGUUGGUUUAAGCAUUAAUCAGUGUGAAGAAGAAUUUCAUAACAUACCUGUUGAGCCUUCUGUGUUUCGUCGCCAACUUACUAUAAAGCUUAAAAACCAACCAAAAUUUCCAGAUCCAUUUAUCGGUCAAUUUCUGGAUUCAUUACAAGAAUAUUUGGACCAAGAUGCAAAAUAUUUGACAUUAUGCCUGCAUCCAUUAUCUGUCAACGCCGAUAGUUUGAUUAAAGUUCUCUUGAGCAUUGAUUUCUUGCAAACAAAGCUUAUUGAUCAUUUGUUGGAAAGAUUACCUACCUUCAUAUCCGAGUCCGACGAUGAAACUAUCGAAUCCCCAUUACCUAGAUUAAUACUACAACAAUUAAAAUAUCUUGACCAUAUAGUUGACCCAAUUCGUGUUCAACGAGAAAUCAUUACAAGUCUACCUGAAAUUAUAAAUGAUUCUGAACAAAAGACUUUUAUAAAAGAACUUGUAAAUUUGAUGGAUCAAAAUCAUCAAUUGCUUGUUCCAAUUCUUGAUGCUUUAUCUAAUUUUGAUAACAAUAGUCAAAUGCUACGACAAAUCCAAGAAUCUGUUAUUGAUAAGCUUGAAUGUGCUAAUUUGGAUGAUUUGCCAAUAAUCAUACAAUUCUUAUUUGAUGCAUCUACUUCUGAUGAUGUUAACAAGGUUAUCCGAAAAAUCCGAGAUAAAGUUGAUUUCAGAUCCAUUGAAAAAAUUCAAGAUGAAUUGGCUGUCUCUAAGCGUAAUCAAAAAAGAAAAAGAGACCAAACACCAGAGCCUUUAAUAUUAGAGUCAAUCAAAUUUUGCAUUUUGUCUCGCAAAUAUAUUCAUGAUGCAUGGUUAAAAAUCAUAAAUGAUAUAAGCUCUCCGAUUGAUCACAAGAUUAUUGAUAUAUUGGUAUUGUUGAUCUUGCAUUCAAUUAAAAGUUCAAAGAAAAAAGUAGAGGCCAUUUUUCGUAAAAAAAUUUCUGUUGGUUUAUUUACACAAUCAUUAUUGAAAGAAACUAUCAUCAACCACCAUGCGGGCUUAGAAUAUUAUUUCCCUAGUAUACUUUCAUUAUCCGAAUGCUUGCUACGUACAAGUCUUCAAGACGCAACCAUUGUUCGUGCUGCUUGUGCUUUUUAUCAUAGCGCUUUUGUAGCUUUUGAUACUAUUCAACAACAAGAAAUAAUUUGUUCUCUGGCAACUCAUAUUGGUUGUGGCUCUUUUACAGAAGUUGAUUCCGCAUUAUCAGUUCUGCUACACCUUGUUGAUACUAAUGUCAAAGAAAUGGUUAGAUUUUCUAUCUUCAUAAAAAGCCUUUUGGAUUCCUUGGACCAGCUAACUCUAGACCAAACUAGAGUCUUGUUUGAAAUUUUUUGUAAAUUUAUCUAUGAGGACUCAAAAAACUAUGAAAUUAACGGUGGAUUAUUAGCAGAGUUCUCAAUUAUUAUUCAAAAAAUGCUUUCCAAUUCUAAUGAAAAGUAUACGCAAAUAGGUGUCAUUGGUGCCUUGGCUUUGGUGCGAACACUAGGUUCUAAACAAUUAACAUCAGAUUUUAAAGAAGAUAAUGGUUCACAGAGUCAUCGUGGGGGUACAAAUUAUUUAUUAAAAGUAGCAGAAGAACAUAUAAUUAAGAUAGAACAACAUUGUUCAAGACAUAUGAAUUGUCUUUCUUUUGCAUAUGACGAACUUGCAUAUUUUAUCUCAAAAAAUUUAUUAGAUUCUAAACUUGAAAAACUAAUCAAUGAAAAAAUGGCUUCAUCUUUUCAAAAUAUUUUUAUUGUUGAUCAUGAAGAAGUAUCAGAUUUGCAAAAAAUAAACUAUCAUUUGAAAGAAAUUCCAAUAGAAAUUUGGAUGCAAUUGGAUGAUCAGGCUUGCAUUAAGGCAGAACAUGAAGGAUCACUCUUUGAAAUCGAUGCUUUGUUGGGGUCUGGAAUCACGAUGUUUCAAAAAAUUGACCCUAAUGAAAUGAAAGACUUCUCACAAGAAAUACGUGAAACCGCCUGCAAUGCUAUUUUUUAUUGUAUUAACUGGUUCCGUGAAUUAAUAAAUGCUUUCUGUGAUCAAAGGGAGGCUGAAAAUUAUCAAAAGCUUAAUUUAAGAUUGAAGCAUAUAAAUGAAUUGGAAAAAUUAUUGAAUGCUAUGCUAGAAGUGACUCCGUCAUUUCAGCCUUUUGGAUUUCCAUCGCAAUCAAUUCAACAAUCUACACAGAACAGAGGCAAGAAACAAAACAAAUCGAUUGGAACACUUAUUGCUGGAUCUUCAUCUUCCCAAAGACUUGUUUCUAAUUCUGGUAAAACAUUAAGGCGUUCGGCUACUAAUAAAGCAAAAGUCAUAAGUGUUCGUGCAUUUAAUGAAAAUGAAAGCGCUAAAAGUUCCAAUGUCCCUUUGAAGCCUAAUUUUGCAUCAGUUAACGACUUAAAGCCAUUAAUGCGCGAACUGGAAAUGCCAGUCUUUGGACUUUUGGAGUUUGGUUAUAUUAAACAAACAACGGAUAUUGAAAUUACAAGUGAUUUUGCACGUUUAGAACCAAGCGAAAUGCUCUAUCUACUUGAAGAUCUCAAUCGUAAACUUGAGUUUAAAUUAUAUACAGAAACUUCAACAUCACCAGUGCCUUUUUUUGCAAGCAAAUUAAAGAAAAAUGACGGUAAAAAAUCACAAGGAUUUUCAUCAAUUUCUCGUACAAGUGCUCUUGAAAUUGUUGAAAUCGUAAUAGGUUUUUUACCAUUUUUACUUAAACAAAUGGAAUCUUUUUUAAACGUGAUUAAUACAAAUGAUGGUGAUAUUUUAUUCGAGGAAAAGGAAUUAGAAGAUAUUUAUCAUUGUUUGGGAUUCAUAUGGCAAAUUAUAUAUCGAUUAAUUUCUUGGAAUGAUUUAAAAAGUCCUGAUAAUGUUGAAAUUUUAAUCAAAGUUUUAAACCAGUUUUCUUCUAAAGAACAAAGCCAGUCACUAUUGUGUUCCACUUUUACAAAACAACAACUACUCCAUGAAUCUAUUUACGAUGCAUUUAAUUAUCUAUACAAAUUUGAAUCAAAUGUUCCUACCGCUAAUUUGGCAAUAAAAUACCACAAGAUACUUAAAAAAAUUGUAGAAUUCGCACCAAAUUUGACUGAACUGACAGCUAAAUGUGGUGAAUUGGCGCAUAAAUUUUCUUCUCAAGAAUGGGAAGACAAAUGGAAAUUAAAUUCAGAAUCUAUUUUAUAUCUCGUACUACAAGAUAUUCAAUAUGCAACAAUUCCGAUAGAUAGAAUUUCAUAUUAUACUACAAAAAUUCUUCCUUCGCUUGAAACUUGCGAUGAAGGAUUAGAUAAAAACCCUUUGCUUACAAAAGACACCUUUCCACAUUUCUAUAAAGCAUUAUCAAUCUCUUUAGUAGAUACUUUACGGGAGUAUGAUGAUUGCAAGUUUGAUACCAAUGAUGAGAUAUUAUUACAUUUAGCAAAAAUAGUAGAGUGUUGGAAAGAAUUAGUAAAUGUUAUAAAGAGCAAUCAUAAUCGCGUAAUUUUAUCAAUUGCAUUAAAAUACGGUCAGAUUGUUAUAUUUCAAGUCAAGGCGAUGUUACAAAACAAUGGAUGUCCACCAGAUGCCUUUUUUUUGGGAAAUCUCAAACAUCGAGAUCUAGAAGGACAAGAAGUUGGUGAUGAGAUGCCAUGCAAUGGCCCACAAGCUCAACAAGACGACGAGGCGAAAAGUAAUAUUCAGAUUAUUGACUCAGAAGUGGGUAAAAAGAACGAACAAUAA
Molecule: messenger RNA, 3795 nt
Organism: Entrophospora candida
Lineage: Eukaryota; Fungi; Glomeromycota; Glomeromycetes; Entrophosporales; Entrophosporaceae
Source: the annotation of a GenBank genome assembly